ACACCUUUUUUUUUUCUUUUUGCUUCUUCCAAAUGCAACCAUGUCUUUUCCUUCUUCUUCACUUCUCUUUCUCCUCUUCUUUUUCUUGAAUCCAUUAAUCACUUCUUCUCAAAAAACAAUAUCAUUUUUCAAUUCCAAAAAUACCUCUUGGAAUCCAAACCAAAACCAAAUCCUUAUUUCACCCAACUCCACUUUUGCAGCUGGCUUUUACCCAAUUUCCAAUAACUCCUUCACUUUCUCCAUUUGGUACAACAAACUCCCCCAAAACCCCAAAACUAUAGUUUGGUCCAUUAAUUUCCCACUUAAUUCCAAUUCUACCCUUUUCAUUUCUCCCUUAGGUGAACUAAAAUUAACCCAAACCCCAUCCACGUCAGCUCCAAACUUAUGGCCCACAAAUACCCAAAAAAACACGUCAGCUAUCCUUGUUUUAACAGAAUACGGUAACUUAAUUUACGGUAACUGGAACAGUUUCUUAAGCCCAACUGAUACUUAUCUUCCAACCCAAAACAUUACUGGAACGAAUUUAACGUCGGGUAAUACAAGAUUCCAAUUUAGUGGGGCCAAUACGCUUUACUACGACGGAAACAAUAGUUAUUUCGAUUUUCAAAAUAAUGCCCUUCAGCGUUUAGAAGAAACAGGUGACGUUAUUCAAACUAAUGGAAAAUUUUACUCAUCCGAUUUCGGCGAGCCAGGGAAAUUAAGAAGGUUGAAGCUGGAUAAUGAUGGGAACUUGAGAGUUUACAGUUUUGAUUUCAAUUCAAGAAAUUGGACUGUUGUUUGGCAAGCCAUUUAUGAGUUAUGUACAAUACAUGGUACGUGUGGUACAAACUCUAUAUGCAUGUAUGAUACUUCUACAACUCAAACUUCUUGUGUUUGUCCACCUGGUUUUAGGAAGACAAACAGUAAAUCUUGUGAGAGGAAAAUUUCGAUGACAAAGGCCACCAAGUUUUUACCUCUUGAUUUUGUUAGUUUUACUGGUGUGGGUAACCAAACAGACCUUAAAGUUUCGAACUUUUCGAGUUGUGAAAAGAAAUGUUCGGAUAAGGAUAAUUGCUUAGGUUUUAUGUUCAAGUAUGAUGGGACUGGCUAUUGUGUGCUUGUAUUGGAGAAACUGUUGUAUGGAUAUUGGUCACCGGGGACUGAAGUUGUUAUGUAUUUGAAAGUCGAUAAUAGAGAGACCGAUCUUUCGAAUUUUAAAGGCAUGACUAGUUUGAUGGAAACUUCAUGUCCAGUGAAAAUUAGUCUUCCAUUUCCACCAGAAGAAUCUAAGGCAACCACUAGAAAUAUUGCGAUCAUUUCGACUAUUUUUGCAGCUGAGUUGAUUAGUGGAGUUUUCUUCUUUUGGGCAUUUCUCAAAAAGUAUAUUAAGUAUAGGGACAUGGCUAGGACUUUUGGUCUUGAAGUCAUGCCCGCGAUUGGACCGAAAAGGUUUAGUUUUUCUGAGAUAAAGAAUGCAACUAACAAUUUCACUGAUAAAAUUGGGAGGGGUGGAUUUGGUGAUGUUUACAAAGGAAAGUUGAGUGAUGGUCGGGUUGUCGCCGUGAAGUGCUUGAAGAAUGUUAAAGGCGGUGAUACUGAGUUCUGGGCCGAGGUCACGAUCAUUGCACGGAUGCACCAUUUGAAUUUGGUGAGGUUAUGGGGCUUUUGUGCUGAAAAAGGUAGAAGGAUACUUAUAUAUGAGUAUGUACCUAAUGGUUCAUUGGGUGAAUUCUUGUUCCAAAAGGCUCCGAUCGGGUCACCAGACCAACAGAAACCCAUACUUGAUUGGAAUAUCAGGUAUAGGAUAGCACUUGGCGUGGCACGAGCAAUUGCCUAUCUACAUGAAGAGUGUUUGGAAUGGGUAUUACAUUGUGAUAUCAAGCCUGAAAAUAUUCUCUUAGGCGACGAUUUUUGCCCAAAGGUGUCUGAUUUUGGGCUAGCGAAGCUAAAGAAAAAAGAGGAGAUGAUGACCAUAUCAAGAUUUCGAGGCACACCAGGAUACGUAGCACCGGAAUGGACCAAGGCUGACCCAAUCACUCCGAAAGCUGAUGUGUAUAGUUUCGGAUUGGUGCUGUUUGAGAUAGUUUCAGGUUCAAGGAACUUUGAGCAACAUAACUCGAAGGUGGAAAGCGAUCAAUGGUUUUUCCCUGCUUGGGCAUUUGAUAAGGUGUUCAAAGAGAUGAAUGUUGAUGAUAUUUUGGACCCUCGAAUCAAACAUUCAUAUGACUCGAGAGCACACUUUGACUUGGUGAACAGGAUGGUGAAGACAGCAAUGUGGUGCAUCCAAGAUCGUCCAGAUGCACGACCAUCAAUGGGGAAAGUGGCCAAGAUGUUGGAAGGGACAGUUGAGAUCAUCGAGCCAAAGAAGCCUACCAUUUUCUUUUUAUCAGAAGAAUAAUAUAUAGCUCCAAUCCUGUUUAUGAUUUCCUUAAAAUGCUGUCUCGACUAGUUGCAGCGAGCAUGUAUUCCCUAUUACGUGUUGUAUAUUAAUAAAAAAGUAGAUGGGAAUCAGGAUCAUGUUGUGUGUUUUGUCUUUUUUUUUUUUUUUUUUUUCAGUCUUGUAAUCUUGAUUGAGUUGUAAUUUUAAAGUAUAUUUUGAUCAAUGAAGAAGUACCUGGUUGUUUGGUAAGAA
Messenger RNA from Lycium barbarum (goji berry), 2611 nucleotides. RefSeq names its product G-type lectin S-receptor-like serine/threonine-protein kinase At1g34300. Gene Ontology annotation, molecular function: protein serine/threonine kinase activity; ATP binding. The record is from RefSeq and is a predicted model, not a curated record. Bases 41 to 2377 code for a protein of 778 amino acids. Gene Ontology annotation, biological process: recognition of pollen; protein phosphorylation. The transcript has 3 exons. Lineage: Eukaryota; Viridiplantae; Streptophyta; Magnoliopsida; Solanales; Solanaceae.